This is a messenger RNA of Capsella rubella, 584 nucleotides long. RefSeq names its product B3 domain-containing protein At5g26805. The transcript has a single exon. The coding region runs from base 1 to 477 and encodes 158 amino acids. The record is from RefSeq and is a predicted model, not a curated record. NCBI's taxonomy places the organism in Eukaryota, Viridiplantae, Streptophyta, Magnoliopsida, Brassicales, Brassicaceae.
AUGAUUAAAACUGUGUUCUAUACCUUCCUUCAAACAAAACACCAAGAAGAAACCACUAAUCCAACAUAUCCUAACUAUCCAUUGUUUCCUCAAGAAGUCGAGAUCCGACCUAUAACUUUUUUUCGUUGGGAAAUCCUCAAAACCCUAACAAUGGAAGAAACUUGGGAAGAAGGCAAGUUCGAACUUCCUACUGAGCAAAUCCAAGAUACCGUAAUGACAUACUUUUCGGAACAUGACAUCUUAAGGAUAAAUUUAUGGACUUGUAAGUCUAUUGUAAAGGUGAAAGAUCUUGAUACAAACACUUUGCAUUAUGUUACAUUGUGGAAACAUCCUCAUGAGGUUAACUUCGCUAUGCGUGAAUCUUGGAUCGAAGAAUUUGUUAAGAGGAGGAAGCUUGUGGCUGGCAUGGUCGUUGGUAUGUAUUGGGAUUUUAAUAGUGCCAUGUUUUGUUUCUCAGUAUUAGAGGGAAGGGAGUGAAUUACUAGAUAAGAUAUUAAUAUUGUUAUGAUAUUUAAUAAAUCUAUCAUUUUAUGUUCGAAUGAGUUCUAGCAAAAAUAAAUUGUGUGAGACUUUUUAUGAUUUUA